GACAGUCUCUCAAUCUGUUCUAGUUCUGUUUUCCAUAUUCUAGAACACCUUAUUUCAACGUUUGAUCGCGGGAGAUGCACCCGCGUUCGGCACUUGGCUCGGCUCCGCCACGGUACGGCAAGCCGGUUUCUCGUACCGGAGGCGAUGCUUCGCCUUAACAGGAAAGUACUAGUACAAGCAGACAUCUUUUUAACAAAAGUAAUGUUAUGUUCGCACACUCCGGUCCAGUUGACAGUGAAAGACGAUGGUUCCCUAUGAAAGGUCCAGAAGCUCCAAGCUUCUUAGGACACUACACCCAUCAUCACUAUGCUCCCGUCUUGAACUAGACAUCCGGUCCUUUUCAAUAAUGCUAAAAGGCGCCCUACCACCAGCAAUUGUAAUCGCCAUCAACCAAAGCGACGCCAUCGCAGACAUAACCCUCACAAUUGGCUACAUCUCAGCCUUGAUAUCAGUCCUAUCGCAGGGUCUGUUACCACGAGCCAAGUUUAUGAAGAUUAUGCUUUUUAAUCUCUUGGCUACUUGUGUAUCGGCGUCGUUGUGCUGUUUGGCUGUUUUUUGCGCAGUGAAGGCGAGGCAGAAUAGUACACCUGUGGAUGCGUCUGAAGGUGUGAAGGAUGGAUAUAAUAGUGAUUCUUGUGCCGUUUCUGCAAUUUGGCUUAUUUUUAUGAUUUGGGGCGCCAAUACGCUGCGAGCAUGGAAACCUAUGGAAUUGCAGGACCCGAUGGUUGCAUUUUCCAUUUUCUCAUGUGUUACGAUAACUCGAGGAGGAACGUUUAUUACAGUCGACGAAGGGUUAUCAUUCAUUACUCGACUACUGAAAGGGUUCAUGCUUGGUUUUGCCAUUGCGACUGGCGUGUCCCUAUUUAUCCUCCCAAUUACCAGCAGAGGACAUGUCUCCCAGGAUAUCAGAGGCUACGUCUCUCAAAUUGAUGCCGUACUGCAGGCGCAGCUGUCCUUUGUCAAGCGAAGUUCGACAUCAGGUGUGUGGACAGGUGAUCAGGGUCUCUUGGAGCGGACACGAACCGCGCAAAGCGGGAUAUCAGGUAACGGAGGCACUGAACCUAAUGGCGAGUCAAGCCUGGACUCAAAAAGGCAGAAGCUUGGCGCUGCAAUAGGAAAGCUAAAUGCUUUACACGGCAAAUUACAGUCUGAUCUUUUUUAUUCGAAAGAUGAGUUUGCAUGGGGGAAGCUGUCAGCAGGCGACCUUACCAAAAUUGGUGAUCUACUACGGAGUGUUAUGCUGCCUUUGUCUGGAAUGGCCAUGCUUCCGGAUAUCUUGGACAUGACCGUCAACGGCGAAAGGACACGAGGCAACUCGAUAGGAAGCGUCGAUGAUUCAGAAGAAGACAAUGUGAAACGCUCGGAGAUAAGGAAGGUUGUGGAAACGCUUGAAGAGCGCCUUGGAAGUUGCACGGACUUGAUGCGCUCUGGGCUACAAUAUGUGCUUGUCACGCUCAAUCUAGUCAAACGCAGACAACUGGAAAAGCAACUCAAGGCACGAAACAAUAACUCAAGUGUUCAUGAUGAAGAGUCUAAGGGUGGCAUUCUUGAUCCGCUCCAGGAAGACUUUACAUCCCAAUUCGAACAGGCUUUAUAUCGAUAUCACGCGCAGCGCAAGGAGCUACCAGAAGCGCUCGCAUAUCUAGAAGCCUUCUCGUCGCCGGAAAAACAUGACGGAAAUUCAACAAAAUCUACUUCAGAAAUGCUCGCAGACCCAGAUGUCAGGCAAGAGUUCUUCCUCAUUGUAUACAUGGACCAUCUACAGCAUGACCUUCUACAUGCAACUCUCGACUUGAUCAAAUUUGCAGAUAUCAAGGUUUCAGACGGCACAAUGAAACGAAGCAGACUCAUAUUCCCAAAGCAGGGCUCGAUUUGGAACUGGAUGACAUCAAGCUUCACCAAACAGCCACCCCGUCGACAAUCUACCAUAUCCGACUUAUCAACAUACCAAGACCCCACCCCAGAACCCUUUCCAGACUCCGAAACUCUCCCCCCAUCAAACGUUUUCGAAAAAGCAAGCAGCAUCCUCCGCCAAAUAUCCCGCCUCAUACGAUCCGAGAAAAGCAUGUUCGGUUUCCGCGUAGCAGCUGCUGCAUUCUGCGUGGGCAUCGUGGCCUAUCUGUAUCAAACGCAGGAAUUCUUCAUCCGCCAGCGUGGCAUAUGGGCUAUGAUUGUUAUUGUGAUUGGAAUGAGUCCGACAAGUGGCCAGACGAUGUUUGGGUUCGUGGCUCGUAUCGCUGCUACAGUUGUCUCGCUUGCGCUGAGCUUGAUUGUGUGGUAUAUUGUUGAUGGAAGGACGCCUGGUGUUAUUGUUUUUCUGUACCUUGCUAAUGUCUUUGAGUACUAUUUCUACCUCAAAACCCCCCAAUACUUCGGCGCCGCCAUGAUAGCAAUCGUAACCUUAAACGUAAUCGUCGGCUACGAGCUUCAAGUUCGCAAACUGGGCCUUGAAACAGCCACCUCAAACGGCCAACCCUACUACCCUAUUUACCUCUUCGGUCCGUAUAAACUUGCGACUGUGGCUAUUGGUUGCGGGAUCUCCUUCUUCUGGGUUGUCUUUCCGUAUCCGAUUACGGCGAAGUCGAGGUUGAGGAAGAUGCUUGGUAGGGGAUUAUUUGUGCUGGCAGAGUUUUAUAGUGCCAUGCAUGCUACUGUUGAAGUUUGGUUGGGUGAGGUUGACACCACUGGUACUGCUGAAAAUAGCACCAUUGCGAUACAGGAAGGGAAUAGAUCUCAUGAGAAACUGGCAAAGCACAGACAGACACUGUUUAAGGAGGAAAUGGCCUUACUCAAUGCCCUCCAUGCGCAUAGCCACUUCACAGCCUUCGAACCGCCCAUUGGGGGCAAAUUCCCCAAACAAACCUACGACGCUCUAAUAUCGGAGACACAGCGCAUGCUAACAGCUAUGGCACUCAUGGCGCAUACAACACAGAAACUGUCCAUCCAACACCCCAAACACCAAAACCAACAACACCAACGAAACGAAACACCCUGGUCCACACACCUCGCCCAUAUAGCCCAAACCUCACCAACAUUCAACUCGCACGCCCCAACUUCCCUGCUGUGCCACCUCUCCGCCUCUCUAACAAACGCGCAGCCUUUACCUCCCUUCCUCGCAGCGGGUGUUUCCUUUCCACUUGCUAGGGAAAUAAAGAAAAUUGAUGGUGAGUUGUUGAGUAUUCGGUAUAUUGAGGAUGCAGGGUUUUCGGCGUUUGUGGCGCUCGAGGUGCUGAGGAGUAUUGUGGGGGUUAGUUUACAGGAACUUUUGAGUAAUGUGAGGAGGUUGGUUGGGGAGAUUACGUUUGACUUUGGGGAGGAUGUGGAUGGAGAUCAAGAACGGGGUAGGUUGAUGUCUUUGGCGGAUCGGGAUUAAGGGGACCACGGAGUAUGUAGACAGAGAAGAGAUGUAAAUAUAAUCAUGGUAUAUCAUUCAAUAUUUUAGUCGUUGCGUCACGUUAUCGACAAGGA
Molecule: messenger RNA, 3468 nt
Organism: Aspergillus ruber CBS 135680
Lineage: Eukaryota; Fungi; Ascomycota; Eurotiomycetes; Eurotiales; Aspergillaceae
Product: MFS transporter
Exons: 6
Coding region: 245-3373 (1042 amino acids)
Source: RefSeq, a predicted model, not a curated record